Naumovozyma castellii is the source of this 969-nucleotide messenger RNA. RefSeq lists its product as uncharacterized. The record is from RefSeq and is a predicted model, not a curated record. The transcript has a single exon. NCBI's taxonomy places the organism in Eukaryota, Fungi, Ascomycota, Saccharomycetes, Saccharomycetales, Saccharomycetaceae. The coding region runs from base 1 to 969 and encodes 322 amino acids.
AUGGCGUUGGAAUUAGCUGGAGAAGAUAGUAUUACUGCUUUCAAUGAUGACUCUGAAACAAGAGGUGUAAUCAAGUCUUCUUUCAAAAACAUAAGAACAUUUGAAGAGAAUGCCGUUGGUAAAGUGAAACGAUUCUUUACGAUAAGAAUAUAUCGAAUAACGCUAACUCAUCUUAUUAUCCUUAUCAUAUGGGUUUCGUUCCUGUUGAAGUAUACAUCGUAUUAUAAUGAGAUGUAUGCAAAAAAUGCACUGGUCGCGACUCUUUUUAUGAAUUCCAUCUUAUUUGGUAUAUCCGAUUGUCUAGCACAAAGUAUAACCUGUUUUUUUUCUGGUCCCUUAGAUCCUGUACCCAAAAUUGUGGAUGAUACUGCAAGACAUAUUAUGAAUCAGUUUCGCUCUCCAGCACACGAAUCGCUGGAUCUGGAAAAUGGGUAUGAGAGUGACACUCUGUCUGUUUUUAACGAUUAUGGAUUAUCACCUGCUUCAUCCUCCAUUGGGAACGAGGAGGGGUUUUUGCCUUCUGAGGAAGAAGUUGGAACUACAAGAACAUAUCUUUUCAAUUUUAGAAGAUUCUUCUCGUUUAUGUUUUGGGGGUUCUUCAUUUCAUUCUUUCAAGUGCCAUGGUACAAGAUAUUGAAUUUUUUCUACACUGAAGAUCCAACUGUUAUUCAAGUGUUAGAAAGAGUUCUUUCCGACCAGUUAACGUAUUCACCAGUUCAAUUAUAUUUUUUCUUCAUGUAUGCAAAUUAUAUCAUGGAAGGUGGGAAUGCAGAAACUUUCGCAACCAAGAUUAAAAGCAUUUAUAUAUCCACACUAGGAUGUAAUUAUCUUGUGUGGCCAGCAGUUCAAUUCAUUAAUUUUCUAUUAUUACCUAAACCAUUUCAAGUCCCAUUUAGUUCAUCGGUAGGUGUUCUUUGGAAUUGUUUCUUAUCGAUGAGGAACGCUUCCAAGUCUGUCAAUUCUGCAUAA